CAAACCACGACAAAACCACAUGCCAUUUGCUGCUUGUCAAACAGUAACACGUCCGAUCAGAGCACAACGGUGUCCAGCAAGGCUCUCUCUCUCUCCUCUCUCCUCCUCCUCCUCCUCACCUCUCCUCUCCCCCGCCUUAGAUACCUGGGCUCAGGCGGCACAUCACACAUAAGGAUGGCUGCUCCCCUUUCUUCUACGCCCGUCGGGCCACCCUUCCUUGCCACCUUCCGGGCGAACUCUAUAAACACAGCCUCUCAUUACUUGAAUCUGAUAAUCUGCAAACCGCCGUGAUACUCACAUACUCGCUCACUAACACUGAGUGGGCAUGGCACACUUCUCCAGUAACAACUCCAGCAACCCGUUCUCAUGGGCCGGGCAAGCGGUCGAUGACCCUUUCGGCCAGAAGUGGCUGCCCAACACCGAUGGCCACGACGACCCGGCUGCGCAGCCUGCCGGGCCCGCCCGUCUUCUUAGCACCGACGCCCCGAGGAACGACGCGUCUCUGAUCAAGGAUUUCAAUGACGAGCUUCCAGACCAUGAGGCCCAGGAUGGUCUUCUCAGCCAAUCCUCUUGGCUGCUUGUCAACGGAGCUGCCGCCGAUCACACAGACCUCCCGUUCGACCUCGCCAUCGGUAACGGCAUCGAUUUUGACGUGGCCAAGCCCGCCUCGUACGACCUCGCCCGGACUAGCAGCCAGGCAAGCUCUACAGGAGUAGACGACGACGACCUGCAUGAUUUUGCCUUCAGCACCUGCUAUGGCGACGACAUCGUGAACGACUCCAACAGCCCGGCGACGAGCUUCUCCGAUGUGCUUCUAUCCGCGAACCCCUCCUUGGAGAACAGCCCUGUUUCCUCUCGAUGCCCCUACCUCAGCAUGCAUACAGGCAGCCCUGGGCCCGCUAUCCCUUCAUGGUCAAGGAACACAACAAAUGCCUCUCGCCCAUCCGUCGCCAACGUCAACAGUAACAGCAACAGCAGCCUUUUCCCGGGCAUUGGCCCCGCAGGUAUGCCCGGAAGCUUUCCGAGACAGAAUGUCAGCGCGUUAUCGAUGGGCCUGGCAGACCAAGGCUUGCAUCCGACUAGUACCAGUCCUUCUUCGGAAUACUUUGAGCAGUGGAGUUCACAGGCCGGCGACGAUUCCAUUGACGCUCUCGGUAUGAACAUAUGGAACGGCCUGGCCCUCCCGGAGGGCUUCUUUCCAUCAAUGGAGAGCCAGCUGGGUCCUUCGUUCGUCAUUGUUCCUCCCGAGACUCCUGACGUGGCCAUGGGCGGGCUGGACGACGCCACGGUACCCGAGACGCAAGCGCCCUCCCAGACACAUCCCAUCGACUACUACCUCUCGGCAAACUACGCGGCCGCCCAACCGACGGAGCCCCGAAGCGUACCCGCCAGGCCGAUCUCGCAGGCUCUUAUAGCGACCGGGGCAAACCGCCUGUCGGUCCCGGCCCGCCGACGUCGCCGGACAUCAGACCCGGUCCGUAUGAAUGCUCAGCACAGAGGGCAAGCCUCGGCUUCUCGGCUCUAUCCGAUCAUGAGUGGCUCGGGCUUGGUUUCACCCCGGGGAAGCCCUUCUUUGAAUCACAGGACCCGGUUCGCCUCGCCAGUGGAUAAUCCUCGCUUUCAGCGACUACGCCCAACCGAGCCUUCAAGAGAUUCAGGGGUAACGCUGCCCAUGCCAAUUGCCUCUCGGCCCGGAAGGUCAGGCAACCCGACUGCAUUUCUCGACGGCGAGAGCAUGAUGGUCCGGCCGGGUCGACCGGGAACUAUGCGUGGACGCCGCAGUGGGCCAAUGGAUCCAGUCUCCCGUGGCCAGGCCAAGGAAACGCGGAACAAGAAGAUGGUGUGCAUCCGGUGCAAGCAUUCCAAGCAAAAGUGCAAUCGCAGUGACGAGUCCCUCGACGGCGCUUGCGUCGGAUGCGAGAGACACGGCGGUUCUCAGAGGUGGCCGGGGCCAUGCGUCAAGGCUCACUUCGAGGAUCUCAUCCUCUCGGGCUCGUGUAACUACGUCUCUUCGCAUGCCAUCUACCAUCCGACACUUGACGGUACCACGCGCAUUCGCAGGGUGCUCCCUAAACAUAUUAAUGUUAAGGAAGUAAUAACGAGGUUGGAUCGCGUCCGUCGGCAGUUUAACUUUAAGGUCUACCAAGAAGGCGAGCCCCUCUACGUCCUCGACCUAGACGCUUGCCACGAAUACCUCCAGGGUCUUAGACAGCAGAUGGAUACUACGAUAUUCAAGUUCUCGACCUUUAUCAACCGGGAGAUCCUGCGGACAGACACGAGGAACGACGACUGGGAGCGGUGCAUGACGCAGACCACGACGGGCGAUUUGCUGACACUGCUCUGCAACAUCAACAACAUGCCCAGCCGCGCGAGCUUCUCCUACGUGGCAAAACCCUACUACGCGGCUCCGGGGGCCGCUGCGGAACGGCCCAUCAACGUCGAGGACCCGGACGAAGCGGACAAUCUCGUACUUGCCGCCCAGCUCUCGCGCAUCAUUUGCCGCAAGCUCGAGGUCAAGGCAUACCAGCACCUGCAGCGCCUCCUGCACGAGUGGGGGACGAUGGACGACGACAAGGUGUUGCCGUUCCUGCAGAGCCUGGGCCGCAUCCUCUUGACGCUGCGCUGGCGGCUAUCCUGGUGGAGCGAGGUCCCCGAAAACGUCAGCGUGGGCGACGAUGAGUUCGACGACGAGGAAGACGAAGAUGCAAGUCGGCGACACGCCGAAUUACGGGUCCAUACCCUGUGCCGAGUGCUGUAUUUCUACUACUGCUGCGUUCGUAGACGCUUGCCUGUGUGGACGAACAUCGACACGCUGCGCGGCAUCCACUCCAGGUACCCCGACACGGAGGCGAAGGUUCGGGACGACUUUCCCGGCGAUGAGAGCCUUGCUGGGUUCGAGACGUGGAUGAGCCGGGGCAGACAGCUCAUUGCCGAAGCCGGAGUGGUGAGCCGACUCCGAUCGAUGGGACUGGUGGCGUAGCCUUUUCGAGUUUCCUGGUACUUGGCUGAGAACGGGCUCGGCUUUCUUCUUUUUUUUUUCUUCACUUCCUCCCCCCCUUCUCAAUUUCUUCUCAAUUUUUUCUUGGAGUUAUUUAUAUGUAUAAGACUCCGGUAUAGUGCCUCCAUCAUUUGCAUCCCCGAUGUUGUAGGUGCGAACGGCAGGGUUUUUCUUUUCUUUCUAAACUUCCUGCCGGGGAGAGGAUCAUUGGCGUUGGUGGCUUCGAGGACGGGGACACCAGCGUUUCUGGGUGGAAGACGGCACACUCACUCGUUGCGGAUGGAGGGAAAAAAAACAGGGCGUCUCCAUGGUUGUUUUUGUGGUUGUUUUUGUGGUUGUUUUGUGCGAGAUACCAUAGUCCCCGAAAACGUUUACUCAAAGGGCAGGCGUCUGUUGUCUUUCUACAUCAUCAGUCAACGAGACGUAUUUUCUAAUGUACCAUAAUCUUCCACGGUCCAUGCCCCAUCUCUGUUGUUGUGUGUACAGCCUCUCAACUCUGAGCCUGGAAAACAAUGGGUGUGCUUGAACGGUGGCGGUGGGGGUUCAAGGUAUUCUAGCAGUGCUUCCUAGAGGGGUGGGGGGGGCGCUGAGUAGCGGAGCGAACCCAGAACAAGGUUGCUUCAGAUACGGCCGAUUCUCUUCAUCGCAGCGUGUGUUCAAUGACUGAAAUCAAGACUGUACACAGAGCUCUUCCCAUUGAGAUACUUCCUUGUCGGAAAGGGCUGUGCCUUCUCCCUCCUCCCCCGUCCUCCUUAUGAUGUACGGAUCCAGACUCCUCUCCAUCCAAGCACAUCGAUAGUGUAAGACUGGGAUUGAUCCUCUUUUGUUUCAAAGCCAACCCAUCUUGAACCUCGGGGCUGGAUACCUAUUCACGAAGCUCCUCCGGUGAUGACUGUUCCCAGUUCUCUGAUAUUUGGUAAAUCCAGAGCCCUCGAGGAUUUAUGAAAAUUGAUGGUGCUCGGCACGAUUAUGGUGAACUCGUUGGAGGUAGGCGAAGGAGAGGACGUGGCUGGUUGAACGACACUGCUCUGUGACUAAGAAAUAAAUGGCGUUGAGAGAAUUGGCGGUUUUUGGACAUCAACUCCGAAUCCUCAAUGGCCAACUCUGGCCACCGUAGCGGACAUGACAGCCUACUCUCGUCACACUCCAUUGCAUGAUUUUGGCUGCCUUCAGCAAACGUCGCCUGAGGAGGGGGAACGUUGAAAUAUCGGUAGUUGUGUG
Molecule: messenger RNA, 4219 nt
Organism: Colletotrichum destructivum
Lineage: Eukaryota; Fungi; Ascomycota; Sordariomycetes; Glomerellales; Glomerellaceae
Exons: 4
Coding region: 326-2980 (884 amino acids)
Source: RefSeq, a predicted model, not a curated record